GGGACUGGCUGGGUUCCGGCGCUGUGCAGAUCCGCGCGUGGUGAGGAGGGUCGUGGACCCUAGGGGCAGGAAGCCAGGGAGGGUGGGGGCGAGUGCUCCGUCACGCGUGUCCCCAGACUCUUUACACACCGGGCCAACAGCCCUGCGGCCUUCCGGCCCAGAGCCGCCCGAGGGCGCGCGGCGGCAUGGAGCCCGAGAGGUGGGUGGGUGGGGGCGUCCUUGCGGGGCGGGACGCCAGCCUGGGACCGAGGACGGCGUGGGCCUUCUCCUGGGCUGAAAACAGUGCAAAGCAAUCUUUUCCUAGUGUGCUGAGUAAAACGUGGCGCAUUCCCAAAGCCGCUGCCUCACGUCGCAGACACUCAGGUUGUAAUCCUUAAAUCUCCUUAGGUUCCUGGGAUAAUUAUUCAUGGAGAUGGCUUGCAGGGUCAUAAACAGAAGAAGGCAUGUGGGACUUCAACAACUUUUGUCAUUUGCACAAACAGGAAGAAGUUUCCUAGGUCCAGUAAAAGCCACCAAGUUUAUUACAGAUGCAGAGUGUCAUGAAAGUGUGUUGAUCAGCUCAACAGUCAGGCUUCUAGAAGGAUUGGAUUUAACCUGUGCAGUGGGGCACCUUCUCAACGAAGCAGUUCAAGCACAGAAUAACACAUACAAAAUUGGAACCAGCACUCUUUUGUUUCUUGUCGGUGCAUGGAGCAGGGCUGUUGAAGAUUGUCUCCAUCUGGGGAUUCCCACUACAGUAAUAGUGUCGGUAAUGUCAGAAGGCUUGAACUCUUGCAUUGAAGCAGUAGUUUCUCUUCAAGUACCCAUACACAAUGUAUUUGACCACAUGGACAACACAAGUACAGUUUACAAACUUGAAACAGUUAAUGCCACUUUGUGUCCUUUUCUACAAGACCCUUCAGGUUCUGGGUUGUUACAGGAAAAGCGUGAUUUCAAAGAUGCUACAUCUCCGUUAUUGUCCACUUACAGUCUUUCUGGGAGACAUGCUGAGUCACCCAAAUUCUUCAAACCUCAGAAUAAUCUUGAAACAGAAAAAAACACAUUGCAAGUUUUGAAAAACAAUCUAUAUACAGAUUCCUUCUGCAAAAAGUCAGCACUAGCUCACAGUAGGCAUUUUAAUAGGACAGAUAAUAGCCACUGGAUAAGCCGACAUGAUGGAUUUCUAGAACAACUUGAAUCAACUCCGAAAGUACUUAGAUGUAAUGAUUUUGGGGAGUUAGCAGUUGGCUUGAGCCAUGGAGAUCACAGCAGCAUGGCAUUGGCCAAAGCAGCAGUGAGGUUGCAGUGGCAGAGUCUGUGUCUGCAGCAAGCCAACUGGAUGGCACCCUUUAUGUUUGAUAUUUCAAGACUUCUCACUUGCUGUAUUCCAGGUCUACCUGAAACUUUUUCCCGUGUUGGUCUAGGAUAUGUCACUUUUGUUACCAUGUCUAGUAUUACUCUUAUCAAGGAAUUGCAGGAUCAGCCUUUCCGAGUGAUUCUCAUUGAGGGUGACCUCACAGAGAGUUACCGACACCUGGGAUUUAAUAAGUCUGUAAAUAUUAAGACUAAGUUAGAUAGUGGGGAGCUUUCAGAAGAUAGUGCAGAAGAACUGUGGACAAAUCAUGUGUUACAGGUGUUAAUCCAGUUCAAUGUGACCCUCAUCUUGGUACAAGGAAGUGUAUCAGAACACUUGACUGAAAAAUGCAUGCACAGUAAGCGGCUGGUAAUUGGGGCAGUGAAUGGCAGUGUGUUGCAGGCAUUUGCAGAGGCCACAAGAGCAGUGCCAGUAGCCUAUGUUACACAAGUGAAUGAAGACUGUGUAGGCAGCGGGGUCUCUGUGACCUUCUGGAUGAGUCCUCAUGAUAUAAACAGGAGCAACAGAAUAGCAAUCUUGUUAACAGCAGAAGGAAUUAAUUUGAUUACAGCAGUACUUACUAGUCCAGCAAGUGCUCAGAUGGAAACCAAGGAAGACAGGUUCUGGUCUUGUGUGUAUCGUUUAUAUCAUGCCCUAAAAGAAGAGAAGGUCUUCCUUGGCGGUGGUGCUGUUGAAUUUUUAUGUCUUAGCCAUCUUCAAAUUCUUGCUGAGCAAUCUUUAAAUAGAGGAAACCAUGCUUGUUUAGGAUGGCUUCCUGAUUCUUCCUCUUGGAUGGCCUCAUCUCUGUCCGUCUACAGACCUACUGUGCUGAAGUCCCUGGCAGGUGGGUGGCAUGAAUUCCUGUCAGCUAUCAUGUGUAACACUGCCACUCACCCAUCAGCAGUGGAAGCUAGGACAUUCAUUCAACAACAUGUACAAAAUGCCAUUGACUCUGGCUCCCCUUCAUCUUACAUCUUGAGUGAAUAUAGUAAACUAAGUAGUGGAGUUUUUCAUUCAGGUAUUUCAGAUAACCUGGAGCUGGUUCCAAGAGUUUAUGAUACUGUUACACCAAAGAUUGAAGCAUGGCGCCGAGCAUUGGAUGUAGUGCUCUUAGUGCUUCAGACAGACAGUGAAAUAAUUACUGGACUUGUACACACAGAGAUGAAUUCACAGGAAUUAGAUGGAGUUUUAUUUUUGUAGUAUGUGUGCGCACACGUGUGGGUGUGCAUGCAUGUGUGUGCAUGCACAUGUACGUAGGUGCCUGAUGAGGCCAGAAGAGGGGAUUGGAUCCCCUGGAGCUAUAAUUAUAGGUAAGCCACCCAACAGUGUGUGCUGGAAACCCAGCUGUAUAAGAACAGCAAGCACUUUUGAGUCAUUUCUCCAGACUUAAUAAAUUUUAAUAGUCAUAUCAUAAUGUGUAAAUUACCAGCUAUUGUCAAGAAUAAAAGAGUUGAUGUCUAUCAAUAACUGCCAUUCUGUUUUUUAUUUUACCCUAUUUAUAAGGUAGCCUGUUACUGUUUCGCAGAUACUAUAGGAUAUACACAACACCUGGAUCAGAGGCAAGGAGCUUCUGCUUUUUGCCUCAGAAUCUGCGUUCGAAGUGUUGUGUUGGUUUUGUCAGUUCCUUGGCUUCUCCCAUAAAGGCAGCCCGAGGGCCAGUGGCAGGACCUUGAACAUCGGUGUUCUCUUGUAGGAGAGGAACAUGGAACUUUUGAUACUUGUUGCUUAAGCAGAAAAAACUCACUUGUUUGACCAACAAAAGUGAUCACAUCCUUCCGUGUUGUUUAAGUCAAACCAGUCAUGGUUAUGAACUAGGUAAAGACUGGGCAAGGCAUUAUAUUCUUUACAUCUAUAGUAAACAUAGAGAUGUUAUCUCAGUUAUUUUCUAUUUGCUGAAAUAAAAUGCCUUGACCGAGGCCACUUACAAAAAGAAAGUGUUUAGUUUGGAGUUAUGGUUUCAGAAGAUUAGAGCCAUGAUGGCAGAGCAAAGACAUGGUGGCAGGAACAGCAGUGGAGGUGUGGGUUGGAAAUGGUGCAAGUCUUUUGAAACCUCAAAAGAACUCACCUGAUUUGGUAGCACACCUCCAAUAAGGCCAUACCUUUUCGUCCUUCCAAAAUAGAUCCACUAUGGCUGGCUUUAUUCUUCAAGCACAUCUGUGUCUGUGUUUAUUUUUUACUUAUUCACUUUACAUCGUGCUUACUGACCCCCCUCCCAGUCACCCCUUCCACAGUUCUUCCAUCAUCCUUCCUUUCCUUCUCCUCUGAGUGGGUGGGUUCCCCCUGGGUAUCGCCCCACCCUGGUACAUUAAGCCUUUGUGAGGCUAGGCAUAUCCUCUCCCACUGAGGCCAAACUAGAAGAACAUAACCCACAUACAGGCAACAACUUUUGGGAUUGCCCCUGCUCCAGUUGUUCAGGACCCACAUGAAUACCAAGCUGCAUAUCUGCUACUUAUGUGGGAGGAUGUGGGAAUAGGCCCAGCCUAUGUGUGUUAUCGGUUGGUGGUUCAGUCUCUGAGAGCCCCAAGGAUCCAGGUUAGUUGACCCUGUUGAUCUUCCUGUUGAGUUCCUACCCCCUUCAGGGCCUGUGAUCAUUCCUCCUGUUCCAUAAGAGUCCCCAAGCUCCAUUGGUGCUGUGGGUAUCUGCAUCUGUCUGAGUCAGCUGCUGUGUGGAGCCUCUCAGGGGACAGCCAUGCUAGACUAUGUUUGCAAGCAUUACAGAGUAUCAUUAAUAAUGUCAAGGCUUGGUGCCUAUCAAGUUGGGCUCAAGUUGGGCUGGUUUUUGGUUGACAAUUCCCUCAGUCUCUGUUCCAUUCUUGGUCCCUGCAUUUCUUAUAGACGGGAUAAAUUUUGGGUUGAAAGUUUUAUAGGUGGGUUUGUGUCCCUAUUGCUCUAUUUGGAUUCUUGCCUCGCUACAGGAGGUGGCCUUUUCAGGUUUCAUAUUCCUAAAGUUAUAUGUCACAAUUAAGCAUACCCCCUCUUGAUUGAUUCUUGGUGCCUCCCUUAACCCAGGUCUCUGUCUCUUCUUGGAGGUGCCCCCUACCUUCUGACUCCCAUCAAUUAUAGAUUUUCCAUUCAUUCUCACAGCCAUCUGGUCAUUCUUCCCCAUACCUGAUCAUGAACCCUGCCCCCAUUUUCCUUUCCAUCUCCUCUCCCAUCCAGUUCUCUCCCUUCAUCUGCCACUUAGGAAUAUUUUAUUCCCCCUUUUAAGUAAGAUUCAAGCAUCCUCCCUUGUGCCUGCCUUGUUUAACUUAUUUGGGCUUGUGGGGUGUUGCAUGGGUAACCUGUAUUUUAUGGCUAAUGUUCACUUACAAGUGAGCACAUACCAUGCAAGUCCUUUUGGGACUGAGUUGCCUCGAUAUUCUCAAGAUCCAUCCAUUUGCCUGCAAAAUUCAUAAUGUUUUUGUUUUUAAUAGAUGAAUAGUAUUCCCUUAUAUAGAUGAACUACAUUUUCUUUAUCCAUUCUUAAGUUUAGAGACAUCUAGGUUGUAUCCAUUUCCUGGCUAUUAUGAAUAAAGCUGCUAUGGACAUAGUUGAGCAGGUGUCCUUGUGAGAUGGUGGAGCAUCUUUUGGGUUCAAGCACAUCAUUAGAGGAAUGUCUAUUUAUUUAUUUAUUUAUUUAUUUAUUUAUUUAUUUAUUUAUUUAUUUUGUCUUUUUCAGUCCCACAAUAUUUAAGGGAUGGUUUUAGAGGAAUGUCUGUUUGUUUGUUUGUUUGUUUGUUUGUUUAUUUAUUUAUUUAUUUAUUUAUUUUGUCUUUUUCAGUCCCACAAUAUUUAAGGGAUGGUUUUCCAGGGCUUCUUAAAUGUGUGUGUCUGUGUCAGUGUAGAUAUGUUUUGACCCCAAAGUGACAUCACUAAACAUACACCAAAUUAUCUGCUUGUAUGAAUUAAUCUAUUCAGCAGUUUGACUAGCAUCCUUAGGAAGAGUUCUGUAAUGUUACCACCACUCCUGCACCGUGACUCACCACCACCUGUUACUGUGGGGUCUUUUCCCACUUUAUAGACAGUUUCAGUUUGGAAGAUGAAAAUCCUUGCAACCUUAAGAUUUCAUUACAGUUUCAUAAUGGCUGUUAAUUCUCCCAAGCUUAAAUGUGUAACUCAUCUUGGUAGACUAUAUGAAUUAAGAACUAAGCUUUCUCUAAGUGUUUAUCCACAAUGGUAAGUUUUCAUUGCUCAUUCAGAUCAUUCUUAGCAAUGAGAAGGAAAUGCUAGGGGCACGGAGAAAGAGCUCACAUCCACAUCUCUGUGCUUUCUAGCUAAGGAUCCAUAGUGUUUAGCUUUUUAUUUUUAUUUUUGGUUACCGCAAUGCAGCAUGUUAACUAAGAGUUUAUUACAGUAGCUGAGACAUGAAGGCAGCAUCCUUUUCUGAGUGCAUCUACCCAUGUUGCAUCUAGUCACUCUCCUAAAGCCUCACUUAGAACAACUGGUUGGUUCCAUUAGUCAGUGCUUUGCUCUGAAAAAGCCUUGUGAGAUCUUCUUUCCUUUGACCUAUAGGUGGCGGAGUUCCUCUCCUGUGGUCCCCAAAUUUCCAUAUCAUGUUUAAAACCAUCAAAAUGAAGGAGAUUGUUUUAGAGCAGGGUAGCGCCGGUCUGCAGUGAGGGUGUUUCCUGCACAGGGGCCUUGGUAGGCAGUUCUUUCUUUAUUGCCUGCUCUGGAGGUCACUUGCUUUGCAAAAUUUUGGCUUGGGAAAGUGAUUCAAGUUCUCUUGAUCAGUUACUGCAGGGUCUUUAAAUGACAGCUGAAUGGCAUCACUCUUGCUAUGAUCUCUGGCUCUAAUAUUAUGGAUUUAGAGUUAUAAUGAAGCCAAGUUAAAAGGGAGAAAAUGUAGCACUGUUUUUCUUAAAGCCAGACUUGAAAACGUGAGUGUACUUAUGCUACUAAAUUUAGAGGUUAGGGACUAAACUUGGGUUCUUUUCAGAAGUGCUCUUAACUAUGAGCCAUAUCUGGAUCUCCAGCAGGUAUUUGAUAAUUGUACAAUAUUAUGGCAUGGGCUUUUGUGUUAAAUGGUUUUGCCUAGCUGUAGGGUAAUGCAUGACUUCUAAGCAUGGUUGGGCAGAGCUCAUUUCUGAUGGUUAGCAGGUCAGAUGUUUAAAUGCAUACACAGCUUGUUCAUUGUAACAUAACCCAUUAUAAGUUAAGGUCAUCCAUACUCUGUAAAGAGCUAAUAAAUCUUACUCUGGCUGUCGCCCAUAUGUCAUCCAAAUGACAAGAAUAUUUUUCUAAGAGUCAAAUGUCAUCUCUGACUUCUACAAAAUGUUCCUAUUUACCAAAAUGUGAGUUUAUGCUUAUUAUAUUGCAACAUGUCCUUUAGACUAUUUCAGGCUAUGCUGGUGUUUGUUUGCCUCUUCUGAAUUUUUUUCUUUUUCCACUUUUCUUGGUAAUUGCAUUAGAAAAUUUUCUAAUGUAUUUAUUUGGUGUUGUGAGAAAGGGUUUUUUUUUUGCAUAAUUUCACUAUGAAUUAAAGCAAACUGAGAAGUUCCUGGCCUAUUGACAAAAUUGAGCAGUGUGAUUUGAUGCCCAGAAAUGGGUAGAGCUGUUUCCUGUGUUGACUGAGUAGGAGGUGGGAAAAGCUACUUCUCCAAUGUUUCCACUUUGGAAUAAAUGUCAAAUUAGAGCUAAGGCUAGGUCUAACAGUAGAUUCCAGCCCUCGGUGCUCAGGCAGGAGGAUCAUGUGGGGCACACGGAAAGAUCUUGUCUCCAAAAAGGAAAAAAAAAAAUGUAGGUGUGACACAUUUUCCCUUUAUCUCUUAAUCGAAUAAGAUAAUCACAGGUUUUUCUAAAGAAUAAGGAUGUGGUGGGGCAUCUAUUAAACUUUAGAUCUCCAGACCCAGAACCUGAGCCAACUUCUGAACUGGUGUCUCCUUUUGGUCCUGUGAUCACACGGCAGGAUUGUCAGGAGAGCUUUUACAGCUGCUCACAUGCCAGAGUGUCACUUCUUAUUCUGGGCUGGGAAUGCACACUACUGACUUAAGGCUUUUGUUCUUCUUUGCUUUUAAGACAGGAUCUUGGGUAUCCCAGGCUUUUCAAGCUUGGGAGAUGAAGAUGACCUUAAACUAAUCUUCAUGUCUCUGCCUCCCAAGUGCUGGGACUGUAGAUGUGCAGUACUGGAAAUGGACACCGAGCUUCAUACAUGCUAGAUAAGCACUCUACCAGCUGAACCACAUCCUAAGUCCCACAGCAGUGUCCCCAUCUCCAUUCCUACCCCAGCUAAUAGUAGUGUGUGACAAAACCAAAACAAGACACGAACAUAGUGUUCAGAAGCACACUUAGAAAAAACUUCGCUGGCUCCUUAGGCUCUCUUUGAGCCACACUGGCUGCUUGAACACAGUGUGUGGAGUGCACUAGCCUCAGGGUGGGCAAAGACAUCCAAGGAGUGGCCACUAAUGUGAGCCACCUGCUAAUAAAUGGAGUUUCCAGAGACUGAAAAGGAAGACAGAAACAUUCUAGGAUCAUAUCAUGGUGGUUGUUCAAAACUAGGUGUGUUUUAAAAAAAACAUUGAAGUGUGCACUUAAAGUGGAGAACAUUAGAGUGUAUGUCAUAUAUCUUAAUAAGCACACUAAGACCAUUUUUGUAACUUCACUUGAGAGCCAAGAGACUAGACUCCAGGUUUGCAGCAAUCCUGGCGUGGAAGAUAUCAAGGAGAGCAAGACAAGCUCUAGGAGUUCCUGGUCUGGCUCCUGGUGUUGGGUACAAAGUGAACUCUGUCAUUAUUUUGCUCUACAUAUUUAUGGUUUGUGCUUUGGAAAGUUAAGAAAUGGUUAAAAAGAAAUUCAACCUCCUCCUUCUGAUAAUGAAGGAAAGACUGACCUUAUCCUAGAACAGCAAGUUUCCUGAGACAUGAAGUCAACUUUUGAUAGUAGAUAACAUGCGAUACCAGAACGUCUGACAGAGAAGACUGCAGAAUGUCUGUUCUUGAACUUGAAUAAAUAGCUUGAUCUGUAAAAUCAGUUCUGUUUUAGGACCUUAUUGGUCAGGCAACAUUUGAGACUUAAUCUAGCCUGUUUUUAACCUGUGUGUACUUUAAAAAUUAUAUAAAUCGGUGUGCAUGUGGUCAGGAGCAGAAAUCCUAUACCUUACUGCUGAAGAAAUGUCUUCGCUUUCAGAGUAUGCACUGUGCAUGUCUCGUCUGAGUGCCCAGAUCUUUGGUGAAGUGGCCAGGUCUACUGACUCAAAAGUCCAUGAAAGUGGUGAGUCUGUUUAGUGAGCAGCCUUUGGCCAAGAAGAAAGAGACUUAUGACUGGUAUCCAAAUCACGACAAGUAUUUUGCGCUCAUGGGCAACCUCUGUUUCCUUGGCCUUUACAAAGAUGAGGAUCAGGACUUUAAGGAUGAGCAAAGAUGUCUAAAGAAGCUCCGUGGGAAGGGGAAACUGAGAAAAGGAGAAGGGAAAAGAGCUACAAAAAAGAAAUAGUAUCAGCUCCUCAAGAAAGAAAAUGCCUUCCUCAGUGACUAAGAAAGUGUAUCUCAUUAUCUUUCUGAGUAUUAGGGGAACAUGACUUCCCUCAGUAGACACCAACCCUGUGUUCACGUUUUACUUCAGUUAAGCUGUGACUGGUUUCUUGAAGAUAAUAUUCCAAUCCUUCAAAAUUAUAACGACCUUGGUUUUGUAAUCUGAAGCGUACCUAAUUCUAUAAUGGAGUGAAUAAACUAUUGUUGACUGAAAAAAAAUUAUAUAAAUCCAAGCAAGAACAAAUUAAAGCUCAGGGAUCCAUGGAUUCCCACAUCAGGAGUAGAUGAGAUAUUUCUCAUUGCUGUGACCAUGCCUGACAAGCAUUUUAAGGGAGGAUUUAAUUUGGUUCUGCCAUGGUAGAGAAAUAAAGUGGAAUCCAUCCUGGUGGUAUGUAGCUGGAACUCCUUAUGUCUCUCUAACCAAAAGAAGAAAAGAAAAAAACAGAGAUCCUGGCUGGAAGCAGGGUGAAGCUAUACCCCUGCAGGCUGGCUUCCCCACCAGCUCACUUCUUCCAGAUAUGUUCCAUACCCUAAAGGGUCCACCAUAGUGAGAAUAUUGGUUUGUUUUUUUUUUAAAAACCCAGUUAUGUUAUGUGAACAUGUUUUUGUCUUAAUCCCAGGUGUGGAAAGGACUUUGGGGCUGUCACAGAUUGUCCACAGCAGCAGACUGUUUGCCUCAGGUGUGCUCUGGGAGGGAUAUGGAUCUUUGCCAACCACAGUUUAAUUCUGAGGACUCCUGAGGGUAUAAAUGGGAGAGCUCCAAGAGGUCUGGGGGCAGCUGCUUCUCCUGUUGCUGCCCCAACUGCUGCUGGUUCAUCCUGCUGCUGGCUUAUUUACUACUUACUGGUUUACUGGACUGCUGGAUGUCCUGAGUACAAAGAUUGGACUUGCCCAGAGGAAGUACACCCUACUCAACAGGAAGUAGCAUAUAGAGGUCCAUGCCCCUUUUCCCUUUAAUCUUCUGUCUCUCCUACCUGGUGUUGGAAAGGAUUGGAGAGGAGAAGGGUGAUAGAUAUAAGAACCCAAAUAAAAUAGCUAAAAACAAAUUUAAAAACCAAAUCAAACCAAAAUAACCCUACAGUUCACAACUUCACACCACUACCAGAGACUAGGUGUUUAACAGGUAAGCUUUUGAAAGCAUUUCACACCCAUACAUAACACUAGACCUCUUGCUCCAGAAACUCAGCAAACUUUGCUGUGAUUUAGUAGUGCUUAACCACAAGUUAAUUUCCCAUAAGAGUGUUGCUUUAUCUUCUUGCCAAUAUCGUUUCCUGCUUCCUGCCAACAUACCAGCCCUGGAGUCUUCCAUGCCCUUCUUUCUUCACUGAUUGCUUUUCCAGGCUGUGUCACUCAUUCUCUUUCCUUUCUUCAUGCGCUUGCUUCAUAGGUUCCUGACUUAAUACCUUUUUUAUUUCUCUAGCUCCACUCAUAUUUCUAAGCCCUCCAGUUUCCAGAAAUGACUACAAUAUUAUUAGGUUCUGGAAAAUAGCUUUCUUCUACAGAUGUGUGUGGAAGCAAGCAAAAUAGUAUGCUUCAACGUUGUUCAGCACUGACUCCUGCUUCCCUCUUCAGAGCUGAGUCUAUUUAUUAUUGCUGCUGAUUUCACAAUCUAUUCUAAAUGCAACCCAUUCCCUUUGAAAUGUCUUUAUGAAUUUCCAGAACUCUUUACUCUGUUAACCACUUGUAUACUGUACUUUUAUAUUGUUACAUGUAAAGUUUUAUGUAUUUUAUAAAGAAAUCAUGACACCUUGAAA
Molecule: messenger RNA, 10532 nt
Organism: Mus musculus (house mouse)
Lineage: Eukaryota; Metazoa; Chordata; Mammalia; Rodentia; Muridae
Gene: Bbs12
Product: Bardet-Biedl syndrome 12
Exons: 2
Coding region: 407-2533 (708 amino acids)
Biological process (GO): chaperone-mediated protein complex assembly
Cellular component (GO): cilium
Molecular function (GO): ATP binding
Source: RefSeq, a predicted model, not a curated record